Molecule: messenger RNA, 870 nt
Organism: Chelmon rostratus (copperband butterflyfish)
Lineage: Eukaryota; Metazoa; Chordata; Actinopteri; Chaetodontiformes; Chaetodontidae
Gene: cldn23l
Product: claudin 23-like
Exons: 1
Coding region: 1-756 (251 amino acids)
Biological process (GO): cell adhesion; bicellular tight junction assembly
Cellular component (GO): bicellular tight junction; plasma membrane
Molecular function (GO): structural molecule activity
Source: RefSeq, a predicted model, not a curated record
AUGCACACUUCCGCCUCCAUGGUGAUGGGGAUUGUAUUUGCCCCUUUGGGACUGGUUCUCGUCUUCACUGCCGCCAUCACCCCUCAGUGGAGAGAGGGACGGGCACGUCUGGGCAUGGCAGGGCCGGGGUCACUUCUUCGGUCCGGGAUGAAAGGUCAGGGGAUGGGUGUCCGGUCCGGGUCGGUGGAGGCACUGCUCCUCCUGCGCUCUGAUGGACUUUGGGAGAGCUGCCUGCAGGUUGAGCACUCGGAGCUGAAGCAGUGCUGGCCUGUGGCAGGUCCAUACCAGAGAGAUCCGAGGGUUCGCCUUGCACAAGGUUUGGUCCUGACCUCACUGUUCCUGUGUGGCACCGGCAUUGUCCUGGCAUGUAUCGGGGUCCGGUGUUGGACAGAUAUACCUCUGAGGGGUGUAGCAGCUACAGGUGGGCUCCUGGUGGUGACAUCCGGGCUGCUCAGCCUGACUGCGCUCGCAGUGUACACCCACAACCUUGCAAGGCUGGGGGUGGUUGAUCCAAGUCAAGGGAUCAGCAACCCCAGGUUCCCACACCUCAGCCUGCAUCCGGCCGGCUCGCUCUACUUUGGAUGGCUGGGUUCGUGCUUACAGGUGCUGGGAGGCAGCGCUCUGCUGUUCAGCUUCAAACGACCAAGAUGCCCCACCUGCCCAUCCUGCCCAGAGCUACCUGCCUGCCCUGCCUGUCACUCAUGUCCAGAGAUCAUCAACAAGCCAGACACAGAUGUAUAUGAAGUCAGCUGUUAGGACGUUAACUGAAUAUGAAUGAAACUGGACAUGUGGGCACUCCCAACUCAUCAGCGAAUAAAUCUGCCAGCUAAUGAAAUUAAUCAACUCCUGAUUCCUGCCUGAUAAAAAGAC